AUGUGGCUCAUCCGACCAGACGCGCAGACGCAGCGGCGGGAAGUCCCUGGCGAGACAAUGUUGACUGCCACCCGAAACGAGCGAAUCGACAAUUACAGCCCGAAAGACAAUCCGCAGCUAACGGGAAAGAUACCCACCGAAUGCCACAACGUCGGAGCUGUCGAUCAACGCAUCUCGCGCCGCGAUCGGGUCAAACCAGUCGGAAUGGCACGCGGAAGAAGAGGCAACAGGUGCCGUCGCCCAAGUCAACACAACUCAAUCAAGCUACCCUCGCCAAACGCGUUUGCAGACGGAGAUGUGGAGAAGUGGAUUCGCGAGUUUCAAUUAAUCGCAUCGUGCAACGGCAUCAAAGGGAGUGCGCACGUGGUCACCGCAUUGGGUGCACUGCUCACCGGACGAGCGAGGGCCGCUUACGACUUGAAUUUGGAAAGCAACCAAGCCCUAGAUUAUGAGAAUCUGAAAGCUGCAUUGUUGGCAGAAUUUUCAAAGGUGACCGCGAGAAGGCGAUGA
This is a messenger RNA of Echinostoma caproni, 510 nucleotides long. NCBI's taxonomy places the organism in Eukaryota, Metazoa, Platyhelminthes, Trematoda, Plagiorchiida, Echinostomatidae. The record is from the annotation of a GenBank genome assembly.